UUCCAGGUUGCCAUGGGCAGCAUGAGACACCGGAGAAAUGGCAAUUUUGAGAGCUCCAGGCUCCUCUAUUCCAGCAUGUCUCGCAGCAUAGACGUGGCUUGCAGUGAUGCUGAUUUGGCCAACUUCAUCCAAGAAAACUUUAAGAAGAGAGAAUGUGUCUUUUUUACAAAAGACACCAAGUCCAUGGGUAACUUCUGUAAAUGUGGAUACCCUGAAAAUCAGCACAUAGAGGGCACGCAGGUUAACACCACCGAAAAAUGGAACUACAAGAAGCACACCAAGGAGCUUCCUACUGAUGCCUUCGGGGACAUUCAGUUUGAAAACCUGGGAAAAAGAGGAAAGUACAUCCGCCUGUCGUGUGACACAGACUCAGAGACCCUCUACGACCUCAUGACCCAGCACUGGCACCUGAAGACCCCCAACCUCGUCAUCUCCGUCACCGGCGGUGCCAAGAACUUCGCGCUCAAGCCCCGCAUGCGCAAGAUCUUCAGCAGGCUGAUCUACAUCGCCCAGUCCAAGGGAGCCUGGAUUUUCACCGGGGGAACGCACUACGGGCUGAUGAAGUACAUCGGGGAGGUGGUGAGGGACAACACCAUCAGCCGCAGCUCCGAGGAGAACGUGGUGGCCAUCGGCAUCGCCGCCUGGGGCAUGAUCUCCAACCGGGAACCGCUCAUCCGCACGGCCAGCAGCGACGGGAGCUACUUGGCCCACUACAUCAUGGAUGACCUGAAGAGAGACCCCCUGUACUGCCUGGAUAACAACCACACCCAUCUCCUGCUGGUUGACAACGGCACCCACGGGCACCCCACCACAGAGGCCAAAGUGAGGACCCAGCUGGAGAAGUACAUUUCAGAGAGGGUUAUCCCAGAAUCUAAUUAUGGUGGGAAGAUCCCAAUUGUGUGUUUUGCCCAAGGUGGUGGGAAGGAGACUUUGAAAUCCAUCAAUGUGGCCAUCAAGAGCAAGAUCCCGUGUGUGGUGGUGGAGGGCUCGGGGCGCAUUGCCGAUGUCAUUGCCAGCCUGCUGGAGGCUGAGGGCACUCUGGCCUCCUCCUGUGUCAAGGAGAGCUUGCUCAGGUUUCUGCCCCGCACCAUCUCCAGGCUCUCCGAGGAGGAGACUGAGAGCUGGAUCAAGUGGAUCAAAGAAGUCCUUGAGAGCCCUCAUUUACUGACAGUGAUCAAAAUAGAAGAAGCUGGAGAUGAAAUUGUGAGCAAUGCCAUUUCCUUUGCCCUGUACAAAGCUUUCAGCACCAACGAGCACGACAGGGACAACUGGAACGGGCAGCUGAAGCUGCUGCUGGAGUGGAACCAGCUGGACCUGGCCAGUGAUGAGAUCUUCACCAACGACCGAAACUGGGAGUCUGCUGACCUGCAGGAUGUGAUGUUCACAGCCCUGGUGAAGGACAGGCCCAAAUUUGUCCGGCUCUUCCUGGAGAACGGCUUGAAUCUGCGCAAGUUCCUGACCACAGAGGUCCUGAGGGAGCUCUACACCAACAACUUCAGCAGCCUGGUGUUCAAGAACCUGCAGAUUGCCAAGAACUCCUACAACGAUGCCCUCCUCACCUUCGUGUGGAAGAUGGUGGAGGAUUUCAGGAGAGGUUUCAAAAGAUACUACAAGAACAGCAAGGAUGAGAUGGAGAUACAGCUCUCAGAGGAGUGUCCUAUCACAAGGCACCCAUUGCAAGCUCUGUUUAUUUGGUCAGUUCUUCAGAACAAGAAAGAGUUGUCCAAAGUCAUUUGGGAGCAAACCAGAGGCUGCACUUUGGCAGCCCUGGGGGCCAGUAAGCUCCUGAAAAGCAUGGCCAAGGUGAAGAAUGAUAUAAAUGCUGCUGGUGAGUCCGAGGAACUGGCUAACGAAUAUGAGACAAGAGCAGUAGAGCUGUUCACCGAGUGCUACAGCAAUGAUGAAGAGCUGGCUGAGCAGCUGCUGACUUAUUCCUGUGAAGCCUGGGGAGGGAGCAACUGUCUGGAGCUAGCAGUGGAGGCCAGAGACCAGCAGUUUAUUGCCCAGCCAGGUGUGCAGAAUUUCCUCUCCAAGCAGUGGUACGGAGAGAUUUCAAGAGACACUAAGAACUGGAAGAUUAUACUGUGCCUGUUCUUUUUCCCUUUAAUAGGCUGUGGUUUCAUCUCAUUCAGGAAAAAGCCUGUGGAGAAGAGUAAGAAACUCUUCUUAUAUUAUGUGUCUUUCUUCACCUCCCCCUUUGUGGUCUUCUCCUGGAACGUCAUCUUCUACAUUGCUUUCCUGUUGCUCUUCGCCUACGUGCUGCUGAUGGAUUUCCAGAAGGAACCCACGGCCCUGGAGAUCAUCCUCUACGUGCUGGUCUUCAUUCUGCUUUGUGAUGAAGUGAGACAAUGGUACAUGAACGGCAGCAAGUAUUUCUCAGACCUGUGGAAUGUUAUGGAUACCCUUGCAAUCUUCUACUUCAUAGCAGGGAUUGUGUUCAGGCUUCACUCUGAUGAAAGCUCUUGGUAUUCCGGGAGAGUAAUUUUCUGUUUGGACUACAUAGUUUUUACGCUGAGGCUCAUCCACAUUUUCACAGUUAGCAGGAAUCUAGGACCCAAAAUUAUUAUGCUGCAGAGGAUGAUGAUAGAUGUCUUCUUCUUCCUCUUCCUCUUUGCUGUGUGGAUGGUGGCCUUUGGUGUGGCCAGGCAAGGCAUCCUGAGGAAGAACGAGCACCGCUGGGAGUGGAUCUUCCGCUCGGUCAUCUACGAGCCGUACCUGGCCAUGUUUGGCCAGUACCCUGAUGAUAUUGAUGGUACCACCUACAACUUUGACCACUGCACCUUUUCUGGGAACGAGUCCAAGCCGCUGUGCGUGGAGCUGGAUGCCAACAACCAGCCCCGCUUCCCUGAGUGGAUCACCAUUCCCCUGGUGUGCAUUUACAUGCUCUCCACCAACAUCCUCCUGGUCAACCUGCUCGUGGCCAUGUUCGGCUACACAGUUGGAUCAGUGCAGGAGAAUAAUGACCAGGUGUGGAAGUUCCAGCGUUUUUUCCUGGUGCAGGAAUACUGCAGUCGCCUGACCAUCCCCUUCCCCUUUGUCAUCUUUGCCUACAUAUACAUGGUGCUGAGGAAAUGCUUCAAGUGCUGCUGGAACAAGGAAAGCAAAGAGCCAUCCAUUUGUUGCUCAAGAAAUGAGGACAAUGAAAUCCUGGCAUGGGAAGCUGUCAUGAAGGAAAAUUACCUCGUCAAAAUCAACACAAAAGCAAAUGAUUCAUCAGAAGAGAUGCUGCAUCGAUUUAGACAGCUGGAUGCCAAGCUGGCAGAGGACAGGAGCCGAGCGGCCGAGCACCUGCGCCGGGCCCUGCGCUACCUGCGGAGCCCACAGGAGCCCCUGCGAGAGGCGGCCGUCAGGUUCAUGGAUGCAGCCCUGGAGCGCACACACGAGCAGGAAUCCAGCCGUGGCCGCUUCCGCAGCACAGCGCAGGUGCCCGCCAUGGUGAGGUACAUUCACCGAUGGCUCACGGCCAAUGAUUCUGCCGAGCACAGGCUGGACAAGGCCCUGCUGAAUGUCACCAGAGCACACCCGGAUGACGCAGUGGUGACGCUCCUGCGUGUGGCCCCGUCCUGUGACAGAGCUGCCAUCUCCAUGUGGAAGACCAUCAUGUGCUCGUCCAGGACUGCGGAGCCAGUGCAGCUGAUCCUCCUGGACGUGCUGGGGAGCUGGCCAGAGCGCAGCACGUGCACCUCCGAUGGGGACAUUACGGGUGUCUUUGGCCUGGCUGCAACCGUGGUGAUGUGGAAGAUGCUCCAGGAGCCCCCUGUCCCACGUGUAGUGAGGUCGUAUUUCCCCCGCCUAUUUGUGCAUCUGCUCUUCCAAGUCUUCUUCAGCACAGAAGAGAUGCCAGAGGAGGUCAAUACCUUCUGGAAGGAAUGCCUGGAAGAGCACGGCCUUGCCACCAGCCCCAACAGGUUUGCAGUGCACACCCUGAAGUCCCUGCUCUGCCAAAAGCAGUACAAGGAUGUGGUGGUGUCAGUGGAACGCAAGCGUGGCUGGGACACGCUGCUCUGUGCUGACACCCGCCACUACGCCGUGGGUCUGCUGGCCAGCAUUGCGCUCCACCUCCUCUGGCUGCUCAGCACACAGGAGCCACACUGGGAUCUGCCCGCCCUGGCGUUCCUUGUGGAGCUCCUCGAGUGCCUGGACUCCAGCCAAUGUGGUGACAGUGUUGUGAAGGUCUCUUCACGGUACCUGCAGAGCGAGUGCAGGGAGAGGCGUCGCCUGGCGCUCAGGGCCCUGCUCGAGCUCAUUGAUGAUCCCUCCAUGCUGGCUGAGGCGCUCCUGCCACUCUUUGACCACGAUAAUAGCCAGGUCCAGCUGCUCUCCAUCAACCUCUUCCGAGACAUGAUGGAGUAUUUGGGAAAGAGAGAGAAAAACCUUUGGAAAGCCCUGUGCAACAGAGCCUGCUUCCACUCUUCUUCCACUGCCAUGAUGAGAAUCAGCCUGUGGCAGAGGCUUCUCGGGAAACGCUGCUUUGCGCGGCCAAAGUUCAUGAAGAGGAGGGAUCUCAAAAAGCUGCUGAAGGAGCAGAAGCUGUGGAAGUUCAGCAAGUGCCUGCUGGCAGAGGACAGGAGCCGAGCGGCCGAGCACCUGCGCCGGGCCCUGCGCUACCUGGAGAGCCCACAGGAGCCCCUGCGAGCGGCGGCCGUCAGGUUCCUGGGCACGGCCGGGCGGCACCUGAGGGGGCAGCAGCGAGAGCUGCAGCUGAUCUGCGCUGCCCUGGAAGACAAAACAAAUGACAUCAGCCUCGCCGUCGGAAGCCUGGCAAUUCAAACCCUGUGCAUCCUCAAGUCAGGAGAGGAGCUACCGUCUCGAUAUUCCAUGCUUCGAGAACCUCGAAGAUCCGCGGGCAGGGCGUGGAAGACACGGCCUCGUCUGUCACGGCUCGGCUGCCUGCCCUGCCGCAGCUCUGUGGAGAGCUGA
Molecule: messenger RNA, 4920 nt
Organism: Camarhynchus parvulus
Lineage: Eukaryota; Metazoa; Chordata; Aves; Passeriformes; Thraupidae
Gene: TRPM8
Product: transient receptor potential cation channel subfamily M member 8
Exons: 37
Coding region: 13-4920 (1635 amino acids)
Biological process (GO): calcium ion transmembrane transport
Cellular component (GO): membrane
Molecular function (GO): ligand-gated calcium channel activity
Source: RefSeq, a predicted model, not a curated record